Messenger RNA from Clunio marinus, 210 nucleotides. Lineage: Eukaryota; Metazoa; Arthropoda; Insecta; Diptera; Chironomidae. The record is from the annotation of a GenBank genome assembly.
AUGAGGGAGGAAUUAAGCAACACUUUUCCACUUUUCAUCAAUAAAAUAACACCUGGAGGGAUGGAUAUGAUCUUGUUACAACAAUUUGAUGAUUUGAUUGAACAUUCGCCCAGGGUUAUAUUAAAGGAUUGCGAUUAUAUUUACGCUUCGAAGACUAAUGAGAUCUAUGCAGUUUUUAUCAGCUCACAUCCAACAUUAUCAUUAAGUUAA